Molecule: messenger RNA, 1885 nt
Organism: Anolis sagrei ordinatus
Lineage: Eukaryota; Metazoa; Chordata; Lepidosauria; Squamata; Anolidae
Product: cytochrome P450 2J6-like
Biological process (GO): xenobiotic metabolic process
Cellular component (GO): intracellular membrane-bounded organelle; cytoplasm
Molecular function (GO): iron ion binding; oxidoreductase activity, acting on paired donors, with incorporation or reduction of molecular oxygen, reduced flavin or flavoprotein as one donor, and incorporation of one atom of oxygen; heme binding
Source: RefSeq, a predicted model, not a curated record
UGCUAAAGGAGGAGGGCAAGAAGAAACGUGGGAUUUACACCCGUGAGAAAGAUCUAGUUGAGGGAGCAGCUUCAUUUUACGCCACCCUAACCACAGGGUGUUUUUAUUGUGGCAGGACAAUGUUGGAGUUAAGUUACGUGUUUAUUAUACUUUUUCUGUGCUUUUUCUUGAUCCAGUUUGUAAAGCUACAAGAAAGAAAAAGACAUUAUCCUCCUGGACCGGAUCCUAUACCUUUUCUUGGAUGCUUAUGGCAGCUGAAAUACCUCCAAUUUUCCCGUGAAGUUCUGGCUGAGGCCGCAAAAUCCUAUGGGGACAUCUAUACUUUGUGGCUUGGACCCUUCCCUGUGAUUAUGUUGAAUGGAUUCCACGCAGUGAAGGCUGGUCUCACCACUCACCCAGAUGAUGUUGCGGGCCGUCCAGUCCUCCCUUUUUUCAAAGCUCUGGCAAAUAAUAAAGGUAUUUUACUGUCAACUGGCAGUACAUGGAAACAUCAGAGACGCUUUUCCCUGAUGACUUUGAAGAACCUGGGCCUGGGGAAGAGAAGCCUGGAGUACCAGAUCCAAGAGGAAGCCUACCACCUGGUGGAAAACUUCAGAGCAACCAAAGGAAAGCCGACGAACCCUUCCUUUGCCCUCACUCUCGCAGUAUCAAAUGUGAUUUGUGCUGUGGUCUUUGGACAUCGCUUCUCCAAUGAGGACGAAACUUUUCACCAGCUGCUGGAAGCCAUGGAGCCUAUAUUUAAAUUUGGUGGCAGUCUCCCACACUUUAUUUAUGAUUUAUUUCCUUCACUCAUGAGCCAUAUACCAGGAUCUCACCAGAAGGCACUGUCAGCCAGAGACUUUGUGUGUUCGUUCAUAAAGAGGGAGAUCAACAAACACCAGGACAUGGUUGCCACAGAUGAUCCACAAGACUUCAUUUAUUCCUACCUUGCACAAUUAGAGAAAAUGGAAGACCAGUCUAACCCACCUUAUGAUGAAAGCAACAUGAUCCAGAGUAUAUUUGACCUCUUCUUGGGCGGGACAGAGACAUCCAGCACCACCCUUUAUUGGACAUUGUUGUACAUGGUGCUUUAUCCAGACAUACAAGCCAAAGUUCAGAAGGAAAUAGAUGCAGUCAUAGCUCCUGGGCAAACGAUCUGCUACGAAGACCGCAAGAGCUUGCCUUAUACCAAUGCUGUGAUUCACGAGAGCCAGCGUUUCAGCAACAUUAUAGCCAUUGGCCUGCCCAGGUUAUGUGUGAAGGAUACAAUGAUCCGACAAUUUUCAAUUAAAAGGGGUACUGUCAUUUUCCCAAACAUAGCUUCUGUCUUGCAUGAUCCCAAAGAAUGGGAGACACCUCUCCAGUUCAACCCAGGCCACUUCCUUGACAAGGAUGGGAAUUUUAUCUGCAGAGACGCCUUCAUACCAUUUUCUUUAGGGCAUCGAGUGUGCUUGGGAGAAAAUCUAGCAAAGACAGAGAUGUUCCUGUUCUUCUCCAAUCUUCUGCAGGCGUUCACCUUCCACUUGGCAGAAGGAACCAAAAAUGUGAACACGACACCUGUUUGGGGGGGAACUUUGCAGCCUCACUAUUUUGAGAUCUGUGCUAUUCCUCGCUAGCCCUUGCAUGUUGUGGUUCCAUGUGCCUGUGUUAGUAUGGCCAGAAAGAUGAAGAGACACUUGAGAUUUCAGGGCCAAAACUAGGAAUCUGGCAAUGCCACCUGAGGUGGGCUCCAAAGACAUUAGAGAUGGUAGCCCCAAAGGAGGUUUCAAGGGGGCAGGACCUGGUGAGGGCAUUCAGCUUCAUCAACCACAGCUGUUCUGGAAUACAACAAAAGGACAAGAAGUUUCGCAAAUGGGAAAUAAAUAUCUAAGUGCUGGUUAAGUCUUUCAUGUUUUGCAUUGACACA